UUGCGUGGCGGGACCGUCUGCCCCCAGCAGGCCGCGUCUGGCCCGGUCCUGCACCCCGCGGCGGAUCCCCUGUCCCCCGGGGCCACGCGGACGCCUCCCCCGCCGCCGAGACCCCCAGGCCGGCCCGGGCCCGGGAGAGUGGGGCGCGAUCAGGCCCGCGCACGGCACAGCUCGCGCCGCAGCCCCCGCUGAGUUCAGAAGGGCUUUUGCGGAGGGAAGGGCGGAAUGCACGUGCCCAGGCUCCGGGGUGGGGGGGCGUGCAUACGCGGGGUCCCACCUAGGACGGUGACGGGGCGGGGGCGGGGUGCCACCUGCUCGCAGAGCUGAGCGCGGGCCCGGGGCAGGCUGCCCGCCGCGGCAGGGGUGGCGCGGGAGUCCGGAAGGGUCGGGGGGCAGGAGGGGUGCGCGGGGUGGGGCACUCACGCGCGCUCUCCUCGGCCGCCUGCAGCAGGGCCGAGAGCCCCAAGGCCCCCGCGUGCAUCCUCCGUGUCGCCCGGGCCACCUCCUGGCCCCCGCCCCUUCCCCUGCCCGCCCCCCGAGCCGGGGAAGCUUCCGGCCCCAGAACCGACGGCGGGGGGCGGGAGGGGUCCGUGCCGGUUCCUCCCUGGCUGCUAGCCAGGCGCGGCGGCACUGAGUUUUCUGGUGCCUGGGUGGGCAAGCACAAAUCAGAUCAGGCCUCUCCAUAGGGGCAGCAGCGUUUCUCUGCCGUUGUCCAGACUUGGUAAGGGGCCCUGGAGGGUACUUCGUGGUCGAUGUGACUGCAGGUAGGCUGGUCACGAGACGGUUAAACUGGUCACGGCCUCCGGGGGGCCGCUGAAGGACAGCCCCGUUAACCACUAGUCAGAGUGCGUUUGUGUGGAUGGCGUUGGAUUGGAGGCGUUAAUUGGUCUUUUUGAAAUUUCACAGGGGAUGUUAACUGGCAUCUUCCUCUGCGUCUCGCCCUCAAAUUCAUCUCUGUCCUCACACUUUUUCCAGAUGGGCUUGAGGUUUAACCAAGAUUGCAAUGCGCAGGAGGGAAAGCUGCGUAUCCGAAAACCUUGUCUCCGGCUACGGCUACGUCAGUCCACCUAUAUCCGUGUGCUGUUUACAGUAUAAUUUAUGGAAGAAGUGGUAUUCAGGCAUGCUGGUGGUGAUGAUGAAUUUGGGGUCUUUAACGCCUAAAGCAGGCAGUUAGCCAAACCAUUCCUCCUUUUUAUUCUGGGGGGAGUUUUCCAGCCACCAUUCUUGAGUCAAGGACACGUUUGCCACUUCCGUAGGAUCUUGCUGUACUGAUCACACCGGUUUAAUUAGAUGGACUACUGCCCCCUUCCCUACAAAAGCCCUGUAGUAGGAAAAGUCACAGUGGAAGAACUUACCAUCUUGAAGGGGAAGCAUGGAGUUGGACCACCCAGUGAAUCUACAAAGCAAGGAGACCUACAGUGAUUACCUACUGUGAUACUUAUUUGCCAGACUAAAGCCACUGAAGCCACAAAGACAUCUUGGGUUCUUCCCUACGACUCCACUGAUUGUCAUGAAAUGCUUUGUUUCAGUGAAGAUCAUGCUUGUUUGUCCUAAGAGGCUCCCGGUCCUACCUCAGCCGCUUCCAUUCACUUGUCAGUGCGCGACUGGUUUUCUCAUCACAACUGCAAAUUCUGCCCUCUAGGUGUCUCCCCGCUUCAGAGACUCAGCUGCAGUACCGGAGAUCACAACCUCCUGUAAACCUCUUGAACUGUCUUCCCUCGAAGCCGAUACAAGGGGCCAAUUCUAAAGCCUGGGUUUUCAUUCCUUCAGCUUCAUUUUCCCCAAAACUUCACUGACAAAAGUCCCUUUUGUCUACUACAGCCUCUCCUUUUAUUCACCUCCAGUUCCCAGAUCCUCCUUUUUCUGGUUUUCCUGAAAAGGCAGUAUGUUGCUAUUUGUACACGUUGGAAGCAGGACUGUCCUCUACUAGAAGAGGAAUAUAAAAUUGAAAUCAGGUAUAGAAAUUAGUGUUGGGAGUAGAGAGUGUUUAUGGUUGGGGAGAGAUCAUUCUGGUAUUCCAUACUUUCUUCAUUUCGUGUUUAGAAAAAAAUUUUUUCCCUUAAUUCCCAGGUAUCAUUGGAGGGAUAUACAUGUAUCCUAUAUUUUGUACGUUACAAAAAGAAUUCAAUGACUUAGAAGUUUGAAGGAGGGUAUGUCUCCUGGGACAGCAGCAGUUUGAAUAAGAGCCACAGUUAAUGUGUCCUUCCUUGAAGCUUGGUUGGGGGGGGGGGGGGGUGUUGAAAGGAAAAGUGGAAAACAUCGUGGAGAAAAGGUUUAUUGUCCCUGGAGGCUAGCCUUCAGUCAGAAAAUAGCAGUUCCCACCCCAAAUGAUAGCGAUGGGAUGACAGAUGGGGAGUGGGCAUGGGGUCGUGCAGAAAUCUCAGAAACUGGAGGAUUGUGUAUUGCUAAUGUGUAAAUGCCCUACCCUGCAUCUGACCCUUUUGUGUUAGACUGGAAAAGACAACCACAGGUUCCUUCCAUGUUCAGGUGCCCACCUUUCUGCCAUAUGACUUUGCUACUUUCUCCAUGAAGAAGUGGAAGGUGCAGCAUCCCCAGCACCAGCACGUGGCACCGUACGAGGCACCAGAGUGGCAGUGUUGGCCGUGUGGGGCUCCUUAUAGUUUCUGAGAGCCCCAAGCUCUCUCUCUUCUCCCAGUCCUUAGGGUGAGAGCUGCUGUGCCUUUUUGGCUUUUCCAUUUCUCCCAGUUCAUUUAACCAGUUCCCCACAUUAAAUUCUCUUUGUUAAAAUACCCAGUGUGGAUUCUAUAGACACUGUGUUCAAACUCUACUGGCAUUAAGACAUCUCCUAGGUUGGUUGCUGCAUUGAGCUAACUAUUCAUAAGAAACUAACCCCAUCUGCCUUGCUCUUAAGGGAUCUCUUCUAGGAUCCACAGAUGGGACAGUCUGGAUUGCAGAUUUGUAGAAAAUCUGAUUAUAUGGUCACAGCAGGAGAGGACAUGAAACACCUCAAACCCAGUGGGAGAGAGGAAAUGCUGAGAAAUGUGCAUGGUUUCCACCUUUCUCCACAUCACAGAGUUGUGCUUACACACGGUCUCCCUGUAAGUAGAGGAACCCACAGCUCUUGGUAAGUGUGUGACACUUAGAACAGAGCAUGAGCAUGGAGAAAAGCCACCUGUGUCCUAAAUGAAGGACCGAGGGGGUGGGGGUGUGCUUUCUCUUCUUUGAUCCUGUCUUCUCGAAUUUUAGGUCACAAAUUGCCACUAUGAGCAGAGAAAGGUGUGAGAGGGCACAGAGGCCGGGCCCAAGCUCGCGGGUGUGCUUUGCUGUGGGUGAAUUUGGAAACACCCCCUCUGGGAUCUGCAGGUCUGCAGGGCAUGGCGUGUGUUGGGAGCAAUGGCCGUGCCCCUCUGUUCUCACACACCAGGCCGUGUCCCCCAGGGGAAGCAGCCAUGCUCUGCAAUGCCUCUCAAUCGAUGCAGUUUACAAUCCCGUCUGCUGACUCAGGGCCUGACCGGAUGCCAGCGGAGGCCAACGGGGACGAAGUGACCGCGUCAUGUCUCAGCUCAGCCCCUCGGCAUUCAGCUUCCAUGAGGAGAGCGUGCCAGCGGCGGCCACCGGCCGGGACGCGUGCGUCUUGGAUGAGCGAUGCGUGGAGCCAGCCUACCGCCCGGGGAAGAGGCCGCAUAGCCAGAAGGAGAGCCUGCAGGUUUCCGCUUCCUCUGGUGAGAUGCAGGUCCGCCCUCAGAACUGCACGGGCACCAACUCUUCCCUGAACUUGGUGCUCAUUACCACCUGGGUCCUCACGGAGCAGCCUGAGGAAUGCAACCCAGCACACCCCGUGGCAGCCCGCUGGAGCGCCCGGAACCAGAGGAAUGUGGAAGAGGGACAACCCCCUUCCAGGCGGGUGCUGCUGGGCCCUUACUGCUUUCCAGAAAACCAAGCUGGGUUCCCCAGCCAGGGCCCAACCAGGAUCACACCGAUUCCCUUCCUGGGCCUUGGUGUCCUGCUUAUUAAGAGGGCUUGUGGUCCCAGAAAAAGCUGGCCAGACUGGCUGAAGCCCGCUUCCUGCACCGUCCUCCUGCCCCUGACCUCCUCACCCCCAACAGGCCAGACCACACCUGCACUGGGCCACCAGUUGGGGGGACCCACAGAGAGGAAGCUGUGCAAAGCUUUGCCACGCUGUCUGCUUCACCAUGUCCACAGGCCCCCGGUCCUGCACCCCUGCGGUGCCUUGUGCAAAGCCUGGCCUCUGAGCUACAAGGCAGGACGGGACGGGGCCUGGGGCAGAUGCUAUGGCUGGCUGAGAGGAUACCUCCGGAGACGAGACUCGGGCUUGGGCAGCUCGCCCUCGACCUGUCUGGUCUUGGGGACGGACCGUGAUGUGCAUCGUGAUCCUGUAGCACUGAGUGCGUGCAGGCAAGUCAGGACAGCCACCUGGGUCACCUCCUGUGAUCCACGUGCCAGUGGGAGGUGGGAGCUGGGCUGCCCCUGGGGCAGCCCACAGGUCAUCACCUUCAGCUAUGACUCUGGGCAGGGAAGUCAGGACACAAGACGCCACUUUCCCCUCCGCUCCCGUUGGCAGCGUGCGCUUGAGGUCUGGGAGCUGCACGGGGCCGUCUACACGCACGGCUCCACCACCGGUCUGUGUUCCUGCCCCAGGCAGACGGGCUGAGGCGUCUGAAGCGAACGUGCCAAGGACCUUGACGAGUUCUGGCUGCACAGGCGCGUCCUGCCAGGCGGAGCAAAGAUAGCAGGAAACUUUGUGGAGAAUUUGGUGAGAAGUCCAGUAGAAGUGAUCCUUGACGCCCCUCCUCCGCCUCCUCCCGGCCUCUUUAUUUAUCCAUUUUUAACUUCUAGACAUAACGGACAUUUUUACAAAGGCUACACGUUGUAUUUGCCAGGUUUUGAUUGAAGCGUGAUUUGCAGGACAUGAAAAGCACAGAUCCUGAACGUCCAGUAGGAUGAGUUGACACAUGCAUUCACCUCUGUCACCCACAUCGCCGUAAGAUAUGGGAUGUCUCUACGGAGCCCCGAGCUUCCCCUUCGACUCUCUGCAACUCACUCCCCACCCGGCUGGAUUCUGCUCAUGAUCUGGCCGUGAGGUCAGGACAAGUCCCUAGUAAGGCAAAGACCCUACGUUUUGUAAUCUGAUCAGUGUGUUCCUGUAUUUUACUACCAGUAGUUCUGAACUGUCAGCUCACACAGCCUUCUAUUGUGGUUUAUUUUUCUUUCUUCUUUUAUUUUUUAAUUUUUUUAAUGUUUUUAUUUAUUUUUGAGACAGAGAGAGACAGAGCAUGAGCAGGA
This is a messenger RNA of Prionailurus viverrinus (fishing cat), 5265 nucleotides long. RefSeq lists its product as uncharacterized. NCBI's taxonomy places the organism in Eukaryota, Metazoa, Chordata, Mammalia, Carnivora, Felidae. The coding region runs from base 3515 to 4633 and encodes 372 amino acids. The record is from RefSeq and is a predicted model, not a curated record. The transcript is spliced from 9 exons.